AUGACGACCAAUGGCGCUCCUGCAGAAGCAUCACCACCACCAGACGCCAAUGAACGCUGCCCGGGCACCGCCAGCACCGCCGCGGGCACCUCCGACGCCUGCAAGGGCUGCCCCAAUCAGCAGGCCUGCGCCUCCGCGCCCAAGGGUCCCGACCCCGACAUGUUGGCCAUAGCGGAGCGCCUGGCCCCCAUCAAGCACAUCAUCUUGGUCCUGUCCGGCAAGGGCGGGGUGGGCAAGUCCACCACCGCCGCCCAGCUGGCCUUUGCGCUGGCCGGCGAGGGGCACGAGGUGGGGCUCAUGGACAUCGACAUCUGCGGCCCCUCCGUCCCCAAGAUGCUGGGCCUGGAGGGGGAGGAGGUGCACCAGAGUGGGGCGGGGUGGUCGCCGGUCUACAUUCAGGAGAACCUGGGUGUGAUGAGCAUUGGAUUCAUGCUGCCGAACCCCGACGACGCGGUAGUGUGGCGCGGGCCGCGUAAGAACGGGCUCAUCAAGCAGUUCCUCAAGGACGUGCACUGGGGGGCCCUGGACUACCUCAUCAUCGACACGCCCCCGGGGACGAGCGACGAGCACAUCUCCAUCGUGCAGUACUUGAAAGCAGGGCGGGUGGCGGGGGCGGUGGUGGUCACCACCCCACAGGAGGUUGCCAUCGUGGAUGUGCGCAAGGAGAUCAGCUUCUGCAGAAAGACCGGGAUCAGGGUGCUGGGGGUGGUGGAGAACAUGUCGGGGCUGCUGCAGCCGCUGCCCAGCUUCCGCCUGACCUCUCGUGCCGACGGCGCCGACGUGAGCGAGCGCGUGUUUGCCGCACUGGCCGCCGCGGGGCUGGACCCGGCCGCCGUAUGCGCGGGGCUGGACGUGUUUGCGCCCAGCCGCGGCGGCGCAGCCGCCAUGGCCGCCGACCUGGGGGUGCCCAUGCUGGGCGCGCUGCCGCUGGACACCGAACUGGGGCGGGCGGGGGAGGAGGGGCGCAGCGUGCUGGAGGAAAGCGGGGCAGGGACCGCCAGUGCGGCGCCGCUGCGCGCCAUCGUCCGGCGCCUGGUGCAGGCCGUGCAGGAGCAGUGA
Auxenochlorella protothecoides is the source of this 1059-nucleotide messenger RNA. Its product is annotated as Cytosolic Fe-S cluster assembly factor NBP35. The transcript is spliced from 4 exons. Gene Ontology annotation, cellular component: cytosol. Bases 1 to 1059 code for a protein of 352 amino acids. Gene Ontology annotation, molecular function: ATP-dependent FeS chaperone activity; ATP binding; 4 iron, 4 sulfur cluster binding. Gene Ontology annotation, biological process: iron-sulfur cluster assembly. The record is from RefSeq and is a predicted model, not a curated record. NCBI's taxonomy places the organism in Eukaryota, Viridiplantae, Chlorophyta, Trebouxiophyceae, Chlorellales, Chlorellaceae.